AUGGCUGCUCCGGGCACCGCCAGUCUCCUGCGGGCCGCCGCGGCCUCCUCCCGCUGCCACUGCCGCUGGCUCCUGGCCGCGUCCCGGGGAGCCGCGGGGAGGCCGGACGGGGACAGCGUUGCUGCCCGGACACCGGGCCGGUUCUUCGGCGUCUCCGCCCGGGCGCGGCUCAGCUCAGAAGAUAAAGUAACUGUCCACUUCAUAAACCGUGAUGGUGACAAACUAACAGCUGAAGGGAAAGUUGGGGACUCGCUGCUAGAUGUUGUUGUUGAUAAGAAUCUAGACAUAGAUGGAUUUGGUGCAUGUGAAGGAACAUUGGCCUGCUCCACUUGCCACUUAAUCUUUGAAGACCACAUAUUUGAGAAAUUAGAUGCAAUUACUGAUGAGGAGAUGGACAUGCUGGACCUAGCCUAUGGACUGACAGAAACAUCUCGUUUGGGCUGCCAGAUCUGCUUGAAGAAAUUGAUGAACAAUAUGACUGUUCGAGUACCUGAAGCUGUUGCUGAUGCUAGACAAUCCAUAGAUAUGAGCAAGAAUUCCUAAAAUAAAACUUGUUAGGAGCUUUUCAUGAAAUUUUUAACUAUUUUUAUAACUUAUUUCUGAAUGUUGAAAUGUGAACUUACAUAAUCAUGGGAGUUAUUUUUGACUAUCAAUGUUAAUUCUGUUUUAAUUUUCUUUAUGGAACCACUUAUUUUAAUUCUUAAGAAGAGGUAAUACUUUUUAACAAGUUAAAGCUGAACUGUAAAAUGUUGACCAAAUUAUACUCGGAGAAGUCAUUAAUGGAUUUA
Emys orbicularis (European pond turtle) is the source of this 788-nucleotide messenger RNA. It is a transcript of the gene FDX1, whose product is annotated as ferredoxin 1. Gene Ontology annotation, biological process: P450-containing electron transport chain. The transcript is spliced from 4 exons. Gene Ontology annotation, molecular function: 2 iron, 2 sulfur cluster binding. The coding region runs from base 1 to 543 and encodes 180 amino acids. NCBI's taxonomy places the organism in Eukaryota, Metazoa, Chordata, Testudines, Emydidae. The record is from RefSeq and is a predicted model, not a curated record.